UUAUUGCAGCUAGAUGUUUAACUUUUUUAUUGGCGCUGGGAGCCACUAUGGCGACGUACCACCCCUUCGAGGGUGUGGACCCCAAUACCCUCUCCUGCGACCCCGAGGGUCAGAUCUUCCUCCUGCUCCCUCACAGCGAAGAUUGCGACAAGUUCUACAUAUGUGCUCACGGACAGGAAAUUCUGUUCCAAUGUCCCGAGGGCACCAUCUUUGAUUUUGAAUUACAGGGUUGUGAAUGGUCCUGGGCUGCUAAAUGCCAGCUUCGUAAUCCUAAUAAGGAAGAUUCCAUUGAGGAAUCUUUCGAGGGUUCCGGAGACAGCAGCGAGGACCUUUGGUCUUCGAAGGACAACCCUAAGAUCGGUAUUCUCGAUUUGCUGAGCGGAGCUGACGUGAAACCGACGGAGGCCCAGAACUUCCGAACCAUCAUGGACUGCGAGAGCCCAGCGUCUGCUGCCAAGCAGCUGCCAUACAGAGGAGACUGCCAGCGUUACUGGCGGUGCUCGAACGGAGUCCCGCAGGCCGCCUACUGUUCCGACGGGUUGUUCUUCAACGAACGCACGCAACAGUGCGACUUCGAGGCCAACAGCCAAUGCGUCGACAGCCAGCACAACGAGCUGGCCGGGGAGUUUAUCGAGUACAAAUAA
Messenger RNA from Cydia amplana, 644 nucleotides. RefSeq names its product peritrophin-1-like. Gene Ontology annotation, cellular component: extracellular region. The transcript is spliced from 5 exons. The record is from RefSeq and is a predicted model, not a curated record. NCBI's taxonomy places the organism in Eukaryota, Metazoa, Arthropoda, Insecta, Lepidoptera, Tortricidae. Bases 48 to 644 code for a protein of 198 amino acids. Gene Ontology annotation, molecular function: chitin binding.